AUGAAAGAAAAUUCUGGUUGCAAUGAGGAUCUCUUAAAAAGAUUAGAUAUUUUAAUAAGACAGAAUAACCCAUUUUCUAUUAGUUUUAAAACCUUGGGAGAAAUUGAGAAAGAAGAAAAAAAUAGGGCUAUUCAAGAAAAUCGUCCAGUUCAAAAAAUCAAUAUGAUUUUUCGUGCAGAUCGCUCAAGUGACAAGCGAAGAUAUAACAUUCCUAAUAUAGAUGAAGUAGCUAUGAUUUUUACAAAUGAUGAUGGUGAACCUCCAUUUAAACGGGAUAUCAAGGUCUAUCCUCGAGUUGAUGGUAGUGAUCUGAUAAAUAUAAAUAUAUUAAGCCCUAAUCUUGAUCCAAUGGUAUAUCCUCUAUUAUUUCCUUUUGGUGACCCUGGUUGGAAACCAGAUUUAAAGGGUGAAGAUAAAGGGCGUACAAGGGCAAAUAUCUCACUACUACAGUUUAAAAUAUUUAGAUUAGCAAUUCGUGAAAAUGAAUUCAACCCAAUCCUUUUUGCUGGGAAAUUAUCACAACAAUAUAUUGUUGAUUCCUAUUUACAGGUCGAGGCGAAUAAUUUAAAUUUUAUUCGACAAAAUCAGCCAAAAUUACGAGUAGAUGAAUAUUCUGGAUUAAUGGACAACUUGGAAACAAAGUCAAACAAUAUAAUUCCCGGCAAAGCAGUAAUAUUACCAUCAUCUUUUCAAGGUUCUCAAAGAAAUAUGCGAGAACGCUAUCACGAUGCAAUGACCAUUGUGCUCAAAUUUGGCAAACCUGAUUUGUUUAUUACUUUUACAUGCAAUCCUAAUUGGCGUGAAAUUAAGGAAAAUCUAUUUCCCGGGCAAAGUCCUACAGAUAGACCAGAUUUAAUAGCCCGUGUUUUUAAAUUGAAAUUAAAUGAAUUAUUGUUCGAUAUAAAUAAAAAAAAUUUAUUUGGUAAAUCUAUGGCUUUUAUAUAUACAAUCGAGUUCCAAAAAAGAGGUUUGCCUCAUGCCCAUAUACUUAUUAUUUUAAACGAUGAUAGCAAAAUUGAAACAUCUCAAGCUAUAGAUAAAUUUGUUUGUGCCGAAAUGCCAGAUAAAAUUCUCGAUCCUAAACUUUUUCAGAUUGUUACCCAUUUUAUGAUACAUGGUCCUUGCGGGAUAUUUAACCCCAAAUCGCCUUGCAUGGAAAAUGGCAUAUGUACCAAAAAAUUUCCGAAGGAUUUUCAAAUGGAAACAAGACCAAAUAUUGAUGGUUAUCCAUAUUAUAAAAGGCGAGAUAAUGGUAUUACAAUUCUUUCCGGUAAACCUACGGAUAAUCGUUAUGUUAUUCCAUAUAAUCGAUAUCUAAUGUUAAAAUUCAAUGCUCAUAUUAACAUGGAAAUUUGUACAUCUAUUAAAUCGGUAAAAUAUAUCUUUAAGUAUAUUUAUAAGGGCUAUGACUGUACGAAUGUUGACAUUAAUGUUGCUUCAAAUAUAAAUAUUCAUGACGAAAUUAAAUCACAUUUAAAUGCGGGAUAUGUGAGUGCAUGUGAAUCAAUGUGGAGAUUAUUAGAAAAUAAUAUGCAUGACCGCUCGCACGCUGUUAUUCGCUUAGGAAUUCAUUUACCUUUACAACAGCCAGUAUAUUUCACUGCUGGACAUGAAAGAGAUGCUUUAUUGAGAUCAGAAAAUAAACAUACUACUUUAACGGCAUGA
Molecule: messenger RNA, 1665 nt
Organism: Gordionus sp. m RMFG-2023
Lineage: Eukaryota; Metazoa; Nematomorpha; Gordioida; Chordodea; Parachordodidae
Exons: 1
Coding region: 1-1665 (554 amino acids)
Source: RefSeq, a predicted model, not a curated record